This is a messenger RNA of Capsicum annuum, 2067 nucleotides long. RefSeq lists its product as uncharacterized. Lineage: Eukaryota; Viridiplantae; Streptophyta; Magnoliopsida; Solanales; Solanaceae. Gene Ontology annotation, cellular component: endoplasmic reticulum. The transcript is spliced from 4 exons. Bases 789 to 1691 code for a protein of 300 amino acids. The record is from RefSeq and is a predicted model, not a curated record.
UUUCCUUUUCGUACCUUCAUUUAAAAAAUAAAAAAUAAAAAAAUUGUCCCUUCACUACCUUGAAAAGCGGGUCGAAACAAUCCUAGUAAUAGUGUUUUUUCUACAUCAAUCAUCAUUGACUUCACUUUUCAUCCACCGAAUCUUUUAUUUUUCUUCCCAACACCAAUAAAAUCCAUAUCGGUUUGCAUUUAAAACUUUAAAAAAAAAAUUAAAAAUAAACUAAAAUAAGUUUUUCUUUUUUUCUUAAAAAAAACAUUUUCAAAUUUCUAAUUUAAAUAUCUCACCUUCCUCUCUUUUUUAUUUUACUUCAACUAAGUUCAAAUCUCAGCUGCCUACAGUCUCUCUUGCUGCUCAUUUUUAUUUUUAUUUAUUUAAUUUCAAUUCCGAAAAGAGAAUAUUGGGUGUCUAAUUUGAUUUCAACCCUUCAAUUUUCUGUAUUUUUCGGUGGAUCUACAUUCAAGAAAAGAAAAAAAUUGGUUUUUUAAUUUGAUUUCAAAUCUUGAAUUUUUCAGUAAAAUUUUGGUAGAUUUUCUGGGUGGGAUUCGAUUGAAUUUGAUUUAUCUAACGUAUUAUUCGAUAUGAAUUUCCAUUAAUUUUGGGGUAAUCUUUUUUUUUUUUUUUUUGGAUUUUCUUUGUGGGGUUUGAUUCAAUUCAAGAACUUUUUGUGGGAUAUUGUUUCUUGAUUUUAUUUUUUUUUGGAGUUUGAUUCAAGAAUAUAUUUUGGGGUUUUUGUUUCUUGGAUACUUGGUGGGGUUUGAUUGUAGCUUCGUUAUAUAAGUUCCCAAUGAAUGAAGAAUAGGCUGUCACGUUCAUCAUCAUCACCAGCAUCAUUGUUAUUGUCAAUGGCUGCACCAAGGAGUUUGGUAGUGGAUACAGGGCGGUUGCUGACAAGGGAUGAGGAAAAGAACUUAGGUUUGUCAUCAGGGGGUGAGGAUUCACCAUCUGGUAAAAGGUAUAAGGAAGGGAAAUUUCCAUUGUCAAGGUGGGAGUUUGCAGCAGCUUUAGGUGUAUUUUUGGUGUUUUCAAUUGGGUUGUUUUCUAUAUACUUGACAAUGCCAGCUGCUGAGUAUGGAAAACUCAAGUUGCCUCGUUCACUUUCCGAUCUACGGAUGCUCAAGGACGAUAUUGGAACGUAUGCCAAAGUUUACCCUGCGAAAUUCAUUCUCGGUUACUGCUCAACAUACAUAUUCAUGCAGACAUUUAUGAUUCCUGGGACAAUAUUCAUGUCCUUGCUUGCUGGAUCACUUUUUGGUGUUUUCAAAGGCCUUUUCUUGGUUGUCUUUAAUGCCACAGCUGGUGCAUCAUCCUGUUUUUUUCUGUCUAAAUUAAUUGGCAGGCCGAUAGUUAGCUGGUUGUGGCCUGAAAAAUUAAGAUUCUUCCAGGCAGAGAUAGCCAAGCGUCGGGAUAAGUUGCUCAACUAUAUGUUGUUUUUGAGAAUAACUCCAACAUUGCCAAAUCUUUUCAUCAAUUUGGCAUCUCCAAUCGUGGAUAUACCAUUCCAUAUUUUCUUCUCAGCCACAUUGGUUGGUCUCAUUCCAGCCGCAUAUAUUACAGUCAAGGCCGGCCUAGCUCUUGGUGAGCUGAAGUCAGUCAAAGAUCUCUACGAUCUCAAGACCUUGUCCGUGCUCUUCCUCAUUGGUUUUAUCUCGAUAUUACCUACCAUCUUGAAGAGGAAGAAAAUAUACGAAUAAAGCUCCCCCACAGAAGACCAAGUGGAUCUUCUUGGCACGUAACUUACGGAAGAUAUAGUUUAAUUUCAUUUUUCGGAGCAAAAUGGAGAGGCAGGACAUAGUGAGACAGUUCUAUAUUUUUUUAUAUGUGGCACCUGAAAUCCACAUUUGACCGCCCAAUUCGUUGAGAUAACAGUGGGGAAAAUGUUGUGUUCUUUACUAAUUCCUUAUGUUUUACCCUGUCAGUCUCUUGUCUGACCCAAAGUACCAGUAGUAUUGUUCAAGUUAAUGUCAAAUGUAGCAGAUAGAUGCUGAUAUGGAUUCUGAUUCAAAAUUGAUCGUAUGGUCAUCCCAACUGCCAUGUUAUGGAAAUACAAUAUUGCGAUAACUUUGUUAA